Messenger RNA from Phialemonium atrogriseum, 1222 nucleotides. Its product is annotated as thioesterase-like superfamily-domain-containing protein. The coding region runs from base 332 to 1222 and encodes 296 amino acids. Gene Ontology annotation, cellular component: mitochondrion. The transcript has 3 exons. Gene Ontology annotation, molecular function: fatty acyl-CoA hydrolase activity. NCBI's taxonomy places the organism in Eukaryota, Fungi, Ascomycota, Sordariomycetes, Cephalothecales, Cephalothecaceae. The record is from RefSeq and is a predicted model, not a curated record.
CGCUGUCGCGAGGAUUGGGAACUUGGGGAGAUGGAUUGUUUGUCCUUUUCCUUGAGAUGACGCGCCACAACCUACCCCGGCUUGCCUCGGUCUUCUGCUUGGCUCUGACGCCAUUUCCGCGACCCCGCCGUUAGCGGAGGAGGGCGCGGCUUUAAUUAACCACCUUGCUACACUUCACGACUUCGAACUCGGCUUCUCCCUACCGCCAAUCUAGACACCACAAAGUCUACGGGGAGCUCGAGACGUCCAUCACCAGUCCAAUUGACCUCGAGAAACCCCCAAUUGACGGCCCCUUAACCCGCUAAAUCGACGGCCCCCGUGCCCGCCCACAAUGCCCGCCCGCCCACGCCUAAAGCUCUCCAGGGGCUGUCCCUCAGGCACAUUCCGAACCGGGCCCCCUCCGACCCGCCUCCACCUCUCCUCGGCCGCCGCCGCCUCUACCUCGACAACAGGCCAGUCUCUGCCCCCCGCGCCGCCGCAGCGCUGGGUCUCGGACCUGCAGGCCCGCGUGGGCCGGUGCCUGGCGUUUGGGUGCUCGGCGGACCAGGUGUCGCGCGCGGCGCGCGUGCUGGCCGUCCUGGCGGCCGAGUGGCGCCACCUCCUCGCCGGGAGCGAGGGGUUCCUCACGCGCGGGGGCGGGCGGGCCGGGGAUAGUCGGAGGGUUGUGUGGGGGGAGAUGGACUCCUUUGGCCACGUCAACAACGUCAACUACUUCCGCUACGCCGAGUCGGCGCGCGUCGACUGGAUAACCGACUUUUCCGUGCGGGCGGCGCCGGAGCACCGCGAGGCAUGGGCCGAGCUGAUGAAGCCGCGGGCGACGGGGCUGAUCAUGAGGUCAUUGAAGUCCGAGUUCAAAUUCCCCCUCGUCUACCCCGACACCAUCUCCGUCUACCACAAGCUCCGACCCCCCUCGGGCCCCGGCCCGGCCGACCCGACAGCCAUCACCCUCGACUGCGUGGUCCUCUCGCACCGCCAUCGCCGGCCCGCCGCCCGCUUGGAGGAGGACGUCGUCGUGUACGACUACCGCAUCGCGGCGCGCGCGCCCCUGCCCGACUUCGCGGCCGCGGCGUUCGCGGAGACGAUGCGGGCGCAGGAGGCCGAGGCUGCGGCCGCGAGGCGGGCAGUCUGGGGCCUCAUUGGGGAGGUGGAGGCGCUUGAGAGGGGGACGUGGGAUCGGGAGGGGGCGGUGGAAGAUUUGGGUGGGGGGGUUAAGGGGGGGUGA